Anopheles darlingi is the source of this 2921-nucleotide messenger RNA. RefSeq lists its product as uncharacterized. Gene Ontology annotation, molecular function: nucleic acid binding; zinc ion binding. The record is from RefSeq and is a predicted model, not a curated record. The transcript is spliced from 5 exons. Bases 1171 to 2442 code for a protein of 423 amino acids. NCBI's taxonomy places the organism in Eukaryota, Metazoa, Arthropoda, Insecta, Diptera, Culicidae.
CGGUUUGCGCUGCGGUCGUUUCGCACCAACGUCGUUGCCGUCGGCCACAUUUUGAUGUGUCACCUCUUUAUGACCCACAACACACCACCGGGUUGAUCGAGUUUGUGUCCACUGGAAAGGUGACACUGUGAGAGCGGGUGUGCCCAAAUCGCACUACCAGGCCAUGUACGGCGAGUGAGGUGCCGAUUGGCCUAGCGCACGUAGCGAACCAACCGAAGAAUAUUUGCCAUUUACGCCAUAUUGGAUCGUGACUCUAUACUACCUGGUCGUACGAUUUCUUGCAAAACUCUGCAUUCGACUCUCUUGCUCUCGUUCUCUUUGCUUCACCGACGUUGAAAAGAGUCCUGUCCUGCCAACGGAGAGUCACGAUUACCACAGAAUCGACCACGGCCAUUGUGAGUGCAUUCCGUUCUCGCUUAGCCGGCUCUGGCGUGACCGAGUAACCGCGGUGAUGUUUUUCGGUCUAGAACAAAGUGUUAAGUGAGCAAACAGUAGAUGUUGUUGAUGGUGUCGCGCGAUUCACGGUGCUGAUACCACCUUGGAAGUGUAUUCGUGGCCUAACUUAACCUGCCUGGCGCUUGGCGCAACGACGCGUGGGACACGCUGUGGAACGGUAUUGGCUCCAAACCGCCUUGACUCCUCGCACGAAUUUCCACCUUCAACGUAACCGUAACACAGUGUAGUCAGGCAACCCCAAACCGCCCACCAGCCCCACCCCCCCGUGGGAUACUCAUACUCAGGACCACCACCAGUUUUGGCUAAAAAUAGUGAGUCCGAGAUAUUUUUACCAGCAUCUCAUCAGCGCACUACGGCAGUAGCAGCAGCAGCAGCAAACACAGGCGGCUUCUUCCCCAAAUGGUCCAAGUGGUUGGUCCAAGCGUGUAGCGGUGUGUACCGGUGCGCCAAGGGGACGCGCGCGCGCGCGUUUGUGUGUGUGUGUGUAUACGUGUCGUUAAACGUAUGACUCAAAAGGUGAUACGCAUUAACUCAAACCAGAAGAUCUGCCGUGAUCUACGAAUAUUCGUAAAAGAAAGUGUACGUUUAGCUGCAAGGUGUAGCUAGGAGGUGUUGGUGAAGUUUGGUGAAGUGAUACACUUGAUCGAAAGUAUCCACUAUUUGGAGUGAGUUUUCCGCGAAUCCUUGAAAUCCUUCGAGCCUUCGAGCGUUUCCAUGUGUACACUGGCGACACUAGCGAGCUCCCGGGCGACACCAGGCUUCGCGGGUAGCAGGAUGGGUCUAGACGCACUGCAGCAGAGACAGGGGAGUGCCGGUAGUGCGGGUAGUGGGGGCGAUUCGGGCGACAGUCUUGGCACGUCUCCCACGGCCCUGCACUGGUACUAUCUGGCCAACUUGGAUCCACUUUCGAGCGAUUCCUUACAGAGCUCGAAGCUGUUCCCACCAACUGUCUGGGCUGGAGGGGAGUCUAUACAUUCGCGUCUCGCUAGGGCCAGAUCACCGACAACGACGACGACGAGACACGACGAACGUAACACGCAGGAUGACGAAGAGGAUGAGGAUCGUUCGGAUUCUCCCUUGCUGGCUGACGAACUAGCCGAACUGUGUGAUCAGUUCGUUGAUCUGGGACUAUUCUCAGGAUACAAUGACGGAGGAGGUUUCCACGGUACCGGAUUCGGCAGCCAUACGGGCAACCUCGGUAACAACCAUGUCGGUUCCCACCUGUACGGUGUCCUACCGACUAGGUCGAGAGAUCAUGGUUCAGCAUUAAGUGGAGCUAGCUAUGGACGAGCGGUUUCACCCUCUCGUAUUGUUAAUCAUGCAGCUCCAAAGCCACAACUGCCACUGACGCGACCAUCCCUGCAGCAACAGCAGCAUCAUCCUCAUCAGCAGCAGCAGUACUAUCACCACCACCACCAACAACAUUUGCAUUCAGGAGUAUCUUCCGGGUUAGGAAGUGCACACCUCGCUUGUCAGCACUUUCACCACGAUGGCUUUGAGCCACAGCAUCACCAUCAUCACCAUCUGCCGCCGCAUCACCAUCACCAGAAUGUGAUUCCAGGAAUCCACUCGCCACCGGCGCCAUUGCAGCAACAGCAACAACAGCAGCAACUACAGAAUGGCAGCAAGUACAGCAAAGUGCCUCCGGUGAACUAUCUCUGCCAUUUGUGUUUCAAGAAGGGACACUACAUACGCGAUUGUCCUCAGGCUCGCCCAAAGGCAGAAGGGAAAACACCGUACCAGGGCAAGAAGCGCUGCUUCGGCGAGUACAAGUGUCCCAAGUGUAAGCGAAAGUGGAUGUCGGGCAAUUCGUGGGCGAACCAUGGCCAGGAGUGCAUCAAGUGUCACAUCAACGUGUACCCGCACAAGCAGCGCCCUCUGGAGAAACCGGACGGUCUGGAUGUGUCGGAUCAAUCGAAGGUCCAUCCGCAGAUGCUGUGCGAGAAGUGCAAAACGCUCGGUUACUACUGCCGGAGAAUACAGUAGCAGGACCGAUUCAGAGGACGAUCGACGAUGAUGAUGAUGGAACGAAAGGAACCGAUCAAUCCAUUCAGCUCACCGAACACACACACAUACACACCACGCUCACGGAAGAAGUGGGAUGUUCUUCUCUCAAUUUGUACAUAAUUCACUCGGCGAAAGUGAUCUUUUGAUCCCUCCCGUCCCCCUCCCAGCAGCACCAUUAGAGAACCAAAUCGACCAUUUUCACGAAUCUCUCAAUCGCACCGACAAAAAAAACCAGCGAUAAAGUCCGAUAUUAGAAAACGGGAAAGGCGGGCACAUCAAGGUCCUGCGGAACUUGCGCCCGCCCGCCCCCCCUUAAACCUAUCCUCGCUCGCAUACGCUAGGUAUGAUUUGUAUUAUUUUUUGAACGCCAAAAAACUUAAAUCCGACGCCGUCCGUGGAACGUGUGGAGACGGCGGAAGCAUUAUGGAAAUCCAAACGAGUAUGGCCGUAUGCCACAA